ACACUGGGACUUCCAGCUCUAAUGGCAUGUUGAUGUUGGCGUUUUCCGCCUUAUAUUUGCGAUGUUAUGGUGGAAUAUGGUACAGUGCGUUGACAAGCGUGUGAAUUGGAACGUGGCAGUGCUAAUUUUGAACGAAUACCACAUUAAAUUACUAAACUAAAUGGUUACGUAGACAAAUUACCUUGGAGUUACGGCUUACGAUGAUUCUGCACAGGUCACCUCGCCAUCUUGAAAUAAGUGGUAAACAAACGUCAAAAUAAAAAAACAUCGAAAAUUGAGCAAAAAAACACCUGUUUUAUCCAUGGUUGCCAUGCAAAUUUCGAUUUUUAAUGUCGUUUUCUCCCCUCUACCUCUUCUCCAUCCUUUUCCGGAAUUUGCGCAGCGGUUUCGUCCGCCGCAUUCACCAAUCACCGCAACGUAAAUUUGUAAACAAUAGUAAGCAAGUGAUAACAGAAUUGUAACAGAAACAGAUGAAGAAUCUUCUUUUUCAGUGAGAUAUGAAUGGACUGUCAACUUUUAUACAUCACUAUAUACGUGAUCUUUUCCUUUUAAUCAUUUGAUGAUUUAAGCAUAAUUAUUUAGUUUCAAUCUUACACGCUCAACCACUAACUUCCUGAAGAAUUUCAAUCCUUCUGCGCGUCGCUCACACCCAGACAACCCCCAACUCCUCAUGUCCUACUCGCUUUAGCAGAUAUUAUUGUUUACAUCAACCUUCCUCGAGUACAUUUCAAAAGAAUGGCAAACCUAGUCAAAGAUGUUACCAUCUCAGACAGUCAUCCAAACACUUUGUUGAAAGAUAAACAUGUAAAUUACUUAAAAUCCUAUAGUGACAAUAAGGAAGAUUACGAAUAUUGCAUGACUGAGUACUUGAGAAUGUCAGGGAUCUAUUGGGGUCUGACUGCCCUUGAUCUCUUGAAUGAAUCUAAUGAGGAAAGCACUGAGGCUAUGAUGGAAUUCAUACUGAAGUGUGUCAAUGAUGAAGGUGGAAUUAGCCCAAGCACUGGCCAUGAUCCACACAUUUUAUACACUCUCAGCGCUGUUCAGAUUGCAGCGUUAUUGAAGCAAGAGUCUAAAUUACCUGUACAGAAGAUAGUUAAAUACAUUCAAAGCCUUCAACAACCAGAUGGUAGCUUCGCAGGCGACAAGUGGGGUGAAAUAGAUACAAGAUUUUCGUUUUGUGCUGUAGCUUGUCUUUCAUUGCUGGGUCAACUAGAUGCCAUAGAUUUGAAGAAAGCUCUAGAUUUUGUUAUGUCUUGUCUCAAUUUUGAUGGAGGAUUUGGAUCACGGCCAGGAUCGGAAAGUCAUGCUGGCCUUAUUUAUUGCUGCGUUGGAUUCCUUUCAGUUACAGGCAACCUUCACUUAAUAGACGCAGAUUUGUUGGGUUGGUGGUUGUGUGAACGUCAACUCCCGUCUGGUGGCUUAAACGGCAGACCUGAAAAACUACCAGACGUCUGCUACUCUUGGUGGGUCUUAGCCUCUCUGUCCAUUCUUGGGAGGUUAAAAUGGAUCGAUCAAGAUAGUUUAACCAGAUUCAUUCUCGCCUGCCAGGAUACGGAAACAGGCGGAUUCAGUGAUCGCCCGGGUGAUAUUCCUGAUCCUUUUCACACCCUCUUCGGAGUUGCUGGAUUGUCCUUACUCGGCACAAAAGACCUCAAAGAAGUUGAUCCAACGUUCUGCAUGCCUGCAAAUGUUAUUCAAAGGCUGGGUGCUGUGUCGCAGAAACUACCUUCUCCCUAAUACAUCCUCAGUGAUAAAAUCUUGUUUUCAAAUGUUUAAAUUUAAAUUGCAAUGCCAAAAAUUCAUUAAAAGUUUUUUUUACAAUUGAAUCGUA
Bemisia tabaci is the source of this 1831-nucleotide messenger RNA. RefSeq names its product geranylgeranyl transferase type-2 subunit beta (gene RabGGTb). Gene Ontology annotation, biological process: protein geranylgeranylation. Gene Ontology annotation, cellular component: Rab-protein geranylgeranyltransferase complex. The record is from RefSeq and is a predicted model, not a curated record. NCBI's taxonomy places the organism in Eukaryota, Metazoa, Arthropoda, Insecta, Hemiptera, Aleyrodidae. Gene Ontology annotation, molecular function: Rab geranylgeranyltransferase activity.